Molecule: messenger RNA, 1347 nt
Organism: Boeremia exigua
Lineage: Eukaryota; Fungi; Ascomycota; Dothideomycetes; Pleosporales; Didymellaceae
Exons: 2
Coding region: 1-1347 (448 amino acids)
Source: RefSeq, a predicted model, not a curated record
AUGCCCAACUGCACCCAUGUCAACAUGGAUCGUAUCUAUGGACGAGACCAACAGUGCUACGUUUGUGGGCGAGAGCCAUCGAUAGGCUUUCUGUACGAGUGCCGCCAGGACUGCAGCUCUCUCUCACUGCACAACUUUCUGGAGGAAUCGGAGGACGGCGACACAAAGUCGGCUCUAAGAUUGGAGUUGGAGGACAUUGGCCUGAGCGAAAGUGUGAUUCGCACCGCAGAGCAAGGUUACUACACUACCGCACAGCUUGAGCUACUCAAGUCACAGAAGCAAGACCUACGACAGAUCAUUGAAGACUCCGUCCAAGGCAGCCAAAUUAACGAUGUUGUCGCCAGACUUACAGCGUUUGCCUCGACACCCUCAAACAAUGAUGGCGCCAUGAACAGUAGAGCCAAAGAUCCCUCGGUUGCUUGCGCGUUCAGAGCAUGCCACACUUGUCGUCCUUACUACCGCGAUCGUGUUUACAUCUCCUUCGAAGCUGUGGUGUCAGCUGACUUUCCUCCUCUCUCGAGAGACGAAGCGAAGCACCUACCUACCAAAUCUGCAGAAAUUUUGCGCUCCAUCAAGGGUUCUCAGACGUCUCUAUCGACUCAAGUUGGUUAUGAAGAAUCGCCGCUCACAGCUCGCACCACCAUUACGUUUGCUGCCUCCACCGAUGCGCCGCACACAGCUUCUACCGCCUCCGACUCGAGCGAGCUGACAUUCAAGACCUCACAGACCGAUGUCGAUGAGCUCCGCGCUCUUCGCAGACCUCGCCGCAGAUUCUACAAUAUCGGCCACAGAUCCUCCGGCGAGAUAGCGCGUGACUUGUCAAGGAUGCCCCAACUGCUAUCGCGCCAGGGUCUGAAGACCGCCAUGCAAACGAUCUUCCAUCCAGGUAGAGACUCGAGUUCAUCUGGAUCCAUGAUCACACUUCCUGUCCCGCGCACAGGCACAGUUCGCGAUUCAGGAGCUACACGAGCAGUUGGCGACUUCGACAUCGGCGCAUUGCGUCGAGUCAGGCGUCAGAAAGAGCGAAAUGAGGUCCGAAACGGCACAUACGUGGGAGGCUUUGAAGACGUUGACAUUCCCCGAGCUGCAACCCAGCAAGUGGUAUCGUCGUGCCCACCUAACAACGAGGGAGAGGGUAGCCGCUCGUCAGACUCUGACUUCUCGGUCUAUUCCUGCGUCUCAGAGAGCAGCGAGGUAGCAGCUGAAGGAGGGAUGGCGCUCUCGGAGGAAGUAGUUGUCACCCCUGCUUCAAAGACAGCCAUCCGUAUCCGGACCAGAGCGAUGGGUUAUGAAGAUGACAACUUGGAAGACGGUGUCGGGUUGCAAAGCAUCAUGGCGCAAGUCUGA